UCGAGGGUUACUGUUCCGGGGAGUUCUCUGUGUGCGCCCGAGGCCUGGCUGCUACCAUGAGCCGGCCCAGCCGCCUGCAGAGACAGGUUCUAAGACUGUACCGCGAGUUGCUGCGCGCCGGGCGAGGGAAGCCGGGCGCCGAGGCGCGAGUGCGGGCCGAGUUCCGCCAGCACGCCUGCCUGCCUCGCUCCGACGUACUGCGCAUCGAGUACCUGUACCGCCGCGGCCAGCGCCAGCUGGAGCUGCUGCGCUCCGGCCACGCCACGGCCAUGGGCACCUUCGUACGACCGCGGGGCCCGACCGAGGGGUUUGGGGGCGCCGGAGCCCUGGGAAUCCCGUCUGACAACGGUAACGGUCCAAACAACCCUCACGACGGAACGGGGGCACCAGAGACGCGGCCCAACGGACGGUGACAGCAGAGAAGAGCUCGAUGGCCUAAGGGAGCCAGGGAGCCCGCCUAACUGCGUGGGGAGACCGAAGAAGCUGCCUGAUGGAGGUGCGAGGUCUUAAUAAACUAGCUUGAUGGAUUGUCGGGAAGAACGAGCCCUCUGGGUGAUGCUGGCCUGGAGAGCCUUGUGAUGGGCGGCGAGUGUUGCCCAGCCUUUCCUGAUGCUUGGCUACAGGUUGUCCUCCUCCCCCAUGAGAGCUGGUAGGACCUGGGACGCCAGUAAGCGGAUGGGGUCAAGCCAAGAGCUACUUACCUGGAGGCAUGGGAAGCCCGGACACCCUGCUCAUGAACUGAGAGCCUGAGACACCCUUCUCUUGACCCCUGCGAACAUUCCCACCCCUGGCUUCUCAUGAAGACUCCUCUCUCCUGUAUUUAACUCUGAGAAGAGCAGAGAAGUAUUAGAGAAGUAUUUAACUCUGAGAAGAACUUUUACGGAGAAGUUUCAGGGAAGCUGCCCUGAUAAACGGUGAGAAGCUGGAUCCCCUUUGGAAAACCUUGCCCCGCAUGAAUGCAUUAAUUGUGACAAGCCAGAACCAUGAGGAAGGGGACAGGGGUCUCUCACCCAGGCUUAUUAACUAAAGACCCUUCAAGACCCCUCCUUGAUGGUUCAGGGGCAACCCUGACUUCUGUGCACCUUCCCCUUCAGACUGUUGAACAAAGGGAAUAAAAUUAGGGGUGUGCUUCCUUC
Messenger RNA from Otolemur garnettii (small-eared galago), 1136 nucleotides. RefSeq names its product succinate dehydrogenase complex assembly factor 1 (gene SDHAF1). The transcript has a single exon. Bases 57 to 413 code for a protein of 118 amino acids. Gene Ontology annotation, cellular component: mitochondrion. Gene Ontology annotation, biological process: mitochondrial respiratory chain complex II assembly. NCBI's taxonomy places the organism in Eukaryota, Metazoa, Chordata, Mammalia, Primates, Galagidae. The record is from RefSeq and is a predicted model, not a curated record.